This is a messenger RNA of Cynoglossus semilaevis (tongue sole), 1484 nucleotides long. RefSeq names its product centrosomal protein 43 (gene cep43). The record is from RefSeq and is a predicted model, not a curated record. Gene Ontology annotation, biological process: microtubule anchoring. The coding region runs from base 252 to 1382 and encodes 376 amino acids. Gene Ontology annotation, cellular component: centrosome. Gene Ontology annotation, molecular function: protein binding. Lineage: Eukaryota; Metazoa; Chordata; Actinopteri; Pleuronectiformes; Cynoglossidae. The transcript is spliced from 13 exons.
UCCCCGGAAAUCCACAAUCAACGUUGAGUUUAUAUUUACAAUAAAAAGAAAAAUAAGUUUAACAAGUAUAUAAACAACAUUGACUGUUACAGUGUAAACAGUACCGUUGUAGGAAAAACAUUAUCAUUAAUGUUUGAUGUUAAAAUAGUUCUGCUGAGUUAGGUUUGAUUAGUUAUAAAGAAUGAUAUCGGUGUCAGGUCUGGAGCAGGUCCUGUGGUUCUCUAGGCGCAGGAACUUUUGAGGUGAAGACAAUGACAAAGAAGGAAAGGAAGGAAACAAACCCGUGGAGAAAGAGGAGACUGGGACAUACAACAGCAGAACUCAGGGAUGACGCGGAGUACGACCCAGCUGAAGACGACACGGAGUUGCGGGACCUCCUCAUCCAGAACCUGGAAACCAAUGGAGUCCUGAACAAGAUCAAGGCUGAGUUGAGAGCUGCUGUUUUUCUGGCCAUGGAGGAGCAGGACACAGUGGAGAACAAAACCCCUCUGAUCAACCACAAUCUGAAGAAGUGUCUGAGCACCAAAGAAGGUCGUCUGGUGGCCAGUCUGAUCUUGGACUUCCUGCAGGUCUUUAACCUGGACUUCACCAUGGCAGUCUUCCAGCCUGAGAUCGACUUGCUGAGUGGUCUGGACGGUCGGGAUGUGGUCUGUAGAAGUCUGGGUCUGUCAGCGUCUGAACUGAACCACAACACUCCUGUGCUGCUGGAGCUGGUCAGGAGGGGGAGCCGUCGAGUCAGCAUCAGUAGCGAGGUUUUCCAGGACAAGGAGGUUAGCCACACCCCCCAGGAGUCGACCACCCCCCCCCCAGUCAGUAAGGAUGUUGUUAGUGAUAAAACGCAGCUGCUGAACGACAACAGGGCGCCCUCUCCUGGUCUGAGGAAGGAGCACCUGGACUUGGAUAUGGACGAGGACCUGGAUGAUGGAGAUUCGUUCUUUGACGACCCGCUGCCAAAACCUCAAAAGACCUACGGCUGGAGGGCAGAGCCGUCAGGCAGCAGGGAGAGUCCAGCAGGGUCACAGAGUGAGGACGCCCCCCCCUCAGCAGGAGCACCACCAGUAUCAGAGCACAGUCACAACAGGAACGACUCCAGACCUAAAAGAGAAGGAGCACGAGGUGGAGUCAAAGAGCAGUCAAAGCUCCAGAAGGAUAAAAAUGGAUCUUUGUGUUUAGACGAGGACGUGGAUGUUGAAUAUGAUGAUGACUUCAACAGUCAUCGCUCUGAUCUGUCAAAAAGUUCCUUUAGCAUCGGUGAAGAAAUUGAGGAAGUUUCUAUUGAAGGACCUGAGAGCAGUGAUCAGCUGGACGACAGCACUCGUGACGUGAGUAUCUCUCAGCUCACACACAGUCGUGACGCUGAUUACAUGGAGGACGUGACCUGAUUCUCUGAGAAUACCUCCGAGUACCUGUUGGUAUUUUCACCUAUUCUGUUACUGUCAAUAAUCUGGUUUAAAUAAAGUUUAGUGUCUUCACAACCGGAAACA